AUGUCUUGGCUAUUCGGUCAUGCCAAAACAUCCUACACGCACCACACCUCCCCCAUCCCACUGGCAACAAAAUCUGGAUCCAAGACCUCACUACCAGAUCUCGCCCGAUCCUCAAUACCGCCAUGCCGCCUAAACCCAUUCCUCUUCAAUGGACACCUUCAAACGAUGUUCACCGCCUGGAAAGACCCCGGACCACCAAUCUACUACAAGCGCCACAUCUACACAUCCAACCACACCGUGUACCCCGGGACCUUCGCCGUCGACUUCGUAGUCACCAAAGAAGAAGGAUCAGCUGCCACCGCGGAUCCCGAACUACCUGAGCGCAUCAGCGUCUACUCUAGUAAAGAGUGGGGAAAUGUUGGUAGUGACGAUAACAAGCCUAUGCUCGUCGCCCUCCACGGCCUGACUGGUGGAAGCCACGAAGUGUACCUCCGCGAAACCCUCGCACCUCUCACAGCAUCUGGAUGGGAAGCUUGUGUGGUCAACGGGCGCGGCUGCGCUCUAUCCAAGAUCACGACACCGCAACUGUUCAACGCGAGGGCUACAUGGGACGUCCGACAAGCGAUCAAAGAGCUGCGCAUCUUGUUCCCCAACAGACCGCUAUACGCCGUCGGCUACUCGCUUGGCGCAAACAUCCUCACAAACUACUGUGGCGAGGAGGGAUACAAGUGUGUUUUGAAAGCCGCGGUUGCGAAUUCCAAUCCCUGGAAUCUGGAGCUGUGUAAUGUGGAAUUGAAUAGGACGUGGUUGGGCGUUGAAGUGUACUCGCGCACAAUGGGGAAGAACUUGAUAGGGUUGUAUGAAAGGCAUAAGGGGCAGAUGUUGCAGAACCCGGAUAUCCAAGCGGAGGUGGUUGAGAAGUGCAAGUACUUGUAUGAGUUCGACAGGCAUGUACAGUGCCCCACAUGGGGGUAUCCGACAGAAGGGGCGUAUUAUCGGGAUGCGCAGAGUGUGGAUGCUUUGGCUGCGAUAAGGAUACCUUUUCUGGGGAUCAAUGCUGAGGACGACCCGAUCUCUUCCAAGGUGGCCAUACCGUACGAAGAGUUUAAGCAGAACCCGUACACGCUGCUGUGCACCACCAACUGGGGUGGCCACCUAGGGUCUUUCCAGCUUGGUGGCGGUCGAUGGUUUGCAACAGCUACUGCCUCCUUCCUAACCAAGAUACACGAGACUAUCGACCACCAAGCGUCCAAAGUCGAACGUCAGGAGGACAAGGUCGACGCUCCUAACAAAGUGUAUCCCAUCUUCGACCCCAACCAUAGACGACUGAUCCUCCCGGAUGCGUAG
Messenger RNA from Macroventuria anomochaeta, 1287 nucleotides. RefSeq names its product AB-hydrolase YheT. Bases 1 to 1287 code for a protein of 428 amino acids. The record is from RefSeq and is a predicted model, not a curated record. Lineage: Eukaryota; Fungi; Ascomycota; Dothideomycetes; Pleosporales; Didymellaceae. Gene Ontology annotation, molecular function: acetylesterase activity; monoacylglycerol lipase activity. Gene Ontology annotation, biological process: medium-chain fatty acid biosynthetic process; medium-chain fatty acid catabolic process. The transcript has 2 exons.